GACGGAUGCAAUAUUGACCACGCAUUGGCGCUGAUUGUUAAAUAAAAAACACAGAAGAACCGGAAUAAAUAGAGAUUGCAUACGUGCAUGCGUGAUCCUAAAAAAAGGAAAGAAAAUAUAUUCUAGUUUCCUUUCGUAUUCAUAUAAUUAUAUUACGCAUUUUCUAUCCAAGCAACAAUGUGCUGUUCCGGCGUAUGUGCUCUCGUAAAAUGGUUGUUUUAUUAUGGCUUGAUAAUAUCAUGUAUAGGUAUUCUUGUAUGCUGUGUGAUUAAAUAUGACAAGCUUCGCUACCUUGCCAUAAUUUUGUUGCUAUUGGUUAUCUUAUUCAUAAUGAAUAUCUGGCGUUGUUUCCCAUGUGAGCGUCGACUAAUUAAACACCGUGCGAGGAUAAUUUUGGUCAAAUCUUCGCCAUAUCUUGAUGAGAUCACUGUUUGAGUUCAGGAAAAAAGCCUGGAAAAAGGAGGACACCCCCAAUCUUCAGGGAGGCCAAGUCCAUCACUUUCUCGGUGGAAGUUAAGUUAAACAAUUUGCGUAAUUUGAAUUCAUCAUUUUUGUAUUCAUCCAUGUGCAUUAACAUUAAAGUAUUUCUUUAAUUUAGGUCAACUUUAUCAGUACGUAUUCCUUUUCAUUGAUUCAAUAUAUAAGAAACGGUAACAAUGGUUAGCAUUUCUUUUUGAUAGUCGUCCAUAUUACUAUUCUCUCAAGUUGUAAUAGCCAGGUGAAUUCAGGUAAAUGAGGACCUAGACCACACUGUAAGUUUUUUGUCGAUCGACUUUCUACUUUCCUCAUCGAAAACAUUUCUUCUUUCCUUUUCUUCCCGUUUCUUUUCCUGAAGUUAAUUCGGGGUCUUGCACGGCUUCCUCAUUUUCAACAGAUAUUUUUCCCUUCAUUCCACUUUCUAUUUUAGCCUUUAGCUUUGCAAUAAAUGUUACUUGCUUCUUUUAAUGUACAUUCUGUCUAACAUGUGUAUCCAUUUUCAUUUUAAUGCACUAUGCAUGUGUUACUACAUUUCGUGUGCCUGUAUAAUGAGAGAAAGAGUGCUUUUACAUCAUGCUGGAUUCUUCUUUUGUUCUUUACUAAACGUUGGAAUUUUCAGCUAUAUAUGUGGGUCCACUAAGGUAUUUCUUGGAUUAAAUAGCAAAACUGAAGACAAUUUCCUGCAGUUUUGUUGUUGGACACGUUGUACCAUUAGAAGUGUAAUAAUAUGGUGCUCAGUACUUAUAGACCACUAGGUCUUAAGCUCAAAUUUUCGCUAUUCUUAUUUUUUUCCCAUAUUGUCUUUCAAGCACAUUACCUACGCGUGGUCUUAGGUGAACCAACACGUAGAGUGAUUCCUGCUGAUACUUUGAACGUGCGAACCAGGGGUCUCGAAUUGCCUUGCGGCCAGAUGCAGAUGAGAUUGCAAGGCGCAGAACCGUAAGUUAGUACUAACGUGAAGAAUAGUGCGCACAAAACUAAUCGCGUUACGAACUCUACGCAGAGUGUUUAGGGAGCAGUGAAAAUAAAAUAUACAUUUAAUAAUUUUCCUUUCUUACUUUUCUUGAGCUACUUGUUUUGCUAGGGAGGUGUAUGCGGUCGGCGUUAAUGAGUGAUUGAUCUGAACCUUUUUUGAUGAGGCCUUCGCUUGCUUGUGGACGAUGUAUGCUUUGGAAGAAAGCAUUUACCUUUCUGGCUUU
Molecule: messenger RNA, 1676 nt
Organism: Phytomonas sp. EM1
Lineage: Eukaryota; Euglenozoa; Kinetoplastea; Trypanosomatida; Trypanosomatidae
Source: the annotation of a GenBank genome assembly